Messenger RNA from Scophthalmus maximus (turbot), 2108 nucleotides. It is a transcript of the gene zranb2, whose product is annotated as zinc finger, RAN-binding domain containing 2. Gene Ontology annotation, biological process: RNA processing. Bases 101 to 1153 code for a protein of 350 amino acids. NCBI's taxonomy places the organism in Eukaryota, Metazoa, Chordata, Actinopteri, Pleuronectiformes, Scophthalmidae. Gene Ontology annotation, molecular function: RNA binding; lipopolysaccharide binding. The transcript has 9 exons. The record is from RefSeq and is a predicted model, not a curated record.
AAGUUGAGUUCUUAGAGGUACCGAAGGCGCGUGAAGGCAGCGGUGGAGCUGCACGAACACACGGUGCGCAGCCUCCAACCAGCCGCUAACAGUCGCUACGAUGUCGGGGAAGAGUUUUCGAGUCAGCGACGGGGACUGGAUUUGUCCCGAUAAAAAGUGUGGAAACGUGAACUUUGCGAGAAGAACCAGUUGUAACAGAUGUGGCAGGGAGAAAACCACAGAGGCGAAGAUGAUGAAAGCAGGAGGAACGGAGAUCGGGAAAACCCUGGCGGAGAAGAGCAGAGGCCUGUUCAGUGCAAACGAUUGGCAAUGCAAAACGUGUGGCAAUGUGAACUGGGCUAGACGGUCAGAGUGCAACAUGUGUAACACACCGAAAUAUGCCAAGCUUGAAGAGAGAACGGGUUAUGGUGGAGGGUUCAACGAAAGGGAAAAUGUAGAAUACAUCGAACGUGAGGAGUCUGAUGGUGAAUAUGAUGAAUUUGGUAGGAAAAAGAAAAAGUUUCGUGGGAAGACUAACAGCACAUCUUCCUCAAAAGAAACCGAGAAGAAAGAAGAGAAAGUGGUAGCAAAAGAUGAAGAUGAGGAGGAGGAGGAAGACGAUGAAGAAGAGGGUGACCUCUCCAAGUACAAACUGGAUGUAAGAUGGGCGGCUAGUGCUGGAAAUUCAGAGCAAACAUGCACAGUACUUGCCAAUUCAGAUGUUGUAACAAAGACACCCUGUCUGCAGGAUGAUGAAGACGAUGAAGACGGAGACCUGUCAAAGUACGACCUGGAUGCCAGCGAUGAAGAAGACAAGCCGGCCGAGAAGAAGGGCAGCCACUCGGGGUCGUCCCGUUCCCGCUCGUCCUCGCACUCCUCCAGCUCCAGUUCAGGGUCGAGGUCCAGAUCCCGCUCUGGAAGCUCAUCCAGUUCCAGGUCUGGAUCUCGCUCGAGGUCCCACUCCAGAUCCAGCUCCAGGUCUGGAAAGGGCUCCUCUCCCCAGAAGAGGUCCCGCUCACCCUCCUCCUCACCUGAGGGGGGACAGAAGCGCAGCCGCUCCAGGUCCUCAUCUGGAGGGAGAAAACGGAGGCGCUCUAGAUCACGUUCGUCCGAAAGGCGCCGCGGCCAGUCCUCCGGAUCCUCCCAUUCCGGCUCCAGUUCAAAAAAGGCAUAACUUUAUUUCAGCCCGUCAAACGACAAAAGGAACCUUAGUACAAGUGCAUGUUGUGUUGUAAGAAAAGCAACCACAUCAUUGAGUAUGCUGUUCAUUUUCACAGAAGCUCCAAAGUCUUAUUUCCCUUCUAAGAAAACCGCGGCAGAGUGAAUUUUCUCAGCUGUUACCUAUCAUCACAUGCUCCUUUUUCAAAACCAUAUACACACCCCCAAUCUGUGACUAGUGUCUGUAACUAUAGGUGUCCAAUAAGCAUAAGUGUUUGGUCCUAUACGAAAAUCAGAUGUAGUGUGAAGAGGCUGUAUCUCAUUUUAAACCCAUUCUCCUUAACAUCUUUAUGGCAGUAAAUUUUAUUCUUCUCAUCUGUGGGGAAAUGAAGUAAAAAGAAAUGAUCAUAUUUUUAUUUUAUUUUUUGCCCUAGGAAACAUCUGCGAUUAAGUUUGGAAAAAGUCCUUUUAUUUUUCCUUUGUUUUUUCUAUAAAUUAGUCUUCACUUUUUAAAUGAAAGAUGAUGUACUUAAGCACCAAAUUAGAAAACCAGAUGUGAAGCAAUGAAUUUUGGCCCAUUUGUUUUAUUUUCCUGAUUCGUGCAAAUUUUCUUUUGUGUUUUCAAGGUAAGUAUUUUCUUUUUUGAUAUUGCUUGUUUUACAUCAAUGGCAGUAGGUUCAACAUUCAUUGGUUAAAGAAAAAACUAUUUGAUUGGUGUGUGUGUACAGACACAUUAGUUUUUGUUUUUUCUUUUGCUUUACACGAUUGAGGCCUAAUAAACAGCUCAGUUUUUCCUCUUCGUUCCCUCGGAAACUAAUUAAAUGAAGAGAGAUAUUUGUGCUCCAUAAUAAUGCAGAAACUUUUAACAAUGACAAACAUAUGUCCCGAUUAGUGGUAGAACGUCAAUAGUCUUUUUACUGGUGAAACAACUAAACUGUACACGUGUAAAUAAAAAUACUGGCGACAUCGUU